Messenger RNA from Onychomys torridus (southern grasshopper mouse), 4062 nucleotides. Its product is annotated as testis-expressed protein 2-like. NCBI's taxonomy places the organism in Eukaryota, Metazoa, Chordata, Mammalia, Rodentia, Cricetidae. The record is from RefSeq and is a predicted model, not a curated record. Gene Ontology annotation, cellular component: endoplasmic reticulum. Gene Ontology annotation, molecular function: lipid binding.
AUGAAGAAGACACGAACACAGGGAAUGGUGGAAAUAGAAAAUCUGAGUAAAAGAACAAGAGACACAGAUGCAAGAAUAACCAACAGAAUAGGAGAGAUGGAAAAUGGGUACUUGGAAAGCAACUACAGCAUCAAAAAGGAGGAGUGUGACUCUGAGGGGGAAGGUUAUGGCAGUGACUCCAACACCCCCAGGAGCGACCACCCAAAACCCACCCAGGAAGCUGUGAAGGAAGUGAAGCCCAAGGGUUCCCAGGGGAGUGGUCUGAAGGAUUUAGGACUGAAGACAAGUUCUCUCGUUCUUGAGAAAUGUUCUCUGUCUGCCUUAGUAAGCAAAGAGGACAAAGAGUUCUAUCAACUGUACACUGAGGACUUUGAGCUGGAGACUGAGGGCAAGGGGAGACGUGAUAUGCCCCUAAAUGUCCCCUUCAAGCCAGAGGUGCUUGCCAACGAUGGACUGGUUCUGGACAUCGAGGACGAAUCGGACUCAGCCACCCAGCUCCAGGAGUUACCAUUGAAGACAUUGGGCUUCUUUAUAAUUUCAGACAGAUUAACCUACUCUUGUAAAGAUCACGCAGUAUUAUACUACAAUCGCCUCAGCUCCAUUAACAGCCCUGACCAAUCGCCUGUGGAUCCCAGCAGCCUCUGGCAGGCGGGAGGCACAGGCUUGAUUGGUCCUGUGUUGUUAGCAGCUGGCUCCGGCCCCUUCGCCCUGUGGUUCAUGAUGGGGGACAUGGCCAGGGGGCUGGUCCACCAGCUUGGCAGCCUGAGCCCUCACAAAGCCGGCAAUGACAAGUCACAUGGUCGCCAUGCCGAGGAAACCAUUGACAUGCCAAAACCAUCAGCCCCCAAAGUGCACGUACAGAGGUAUGUGUUCCUAGAUACCAUCGCCAUUCAUUUCUCGGCAUCCUGUGAGGAGGAGGAAGAGGAAGAAGAAGAGGAGUUCAGGGGGUACCUGGAGGAGGGGCUAGAUGACCAAAGCUUUGUAAUGGUGUUUGAAGCCAAGGAGGACCUGUAUCUUGAACCCCAGGGUGGCCAUGUCCCUGUGGGACCUGCUGCAGCCACCAUUCCGGCAGAUGGACUGUCCAUAUCUGAGACACCUGCCAUUUUGCCCAUCUCUGAGAACACUGUAAAGCUGCUGGAGUCCCCUGCUCUAGCAGUGCAAGUAUUAAGUACAGUGCCACUGGCUCUGUCCCCAGGGUCUUCUUCAUCUGGGCCCUUAGCUAGCUCUCCAAGUGUGUCAUCUCUUUCUGAACAGAAAACCAGUUCUUCAUCCCCAUUGUCGUCUCCUUCCAAUUCUCCUGUCCAUUCAUCCAGUGUGAAGCCCUUCAUGAGCCUGGUGAAGUCCCUGUCAAACGAGGUGGAGCCAAAAGAAUCCCCCCACCCCCUAGGGCACAGGCACUUGAUGAAGACUCUGGUCAAGUCCCCGUCCACAGACACUUCUCACCAGGAGUUGGAUACCGUGUCCUAUAAGGCCCCUGACACCAAACUCAGUCUGCACCUGUUCAAACAGUUUACACAGCCAUGGAACACGGGUGAAGACUCCAAGACUGUGCCUUCUUCCCGGCUGACUUCUCCCUCUGGCACUGGCUCCUUUGUUAAAGUGUCUGAAAUGGAGGAGAAAUGCAAAGACACUAAACACUGCCUUUCCAAAGUCAUCUGUGAGCCCUUCCAGCUCCUCAGCAAAAUCAUUGGGGAGGAAAGUGGCAGCCACAGGCCCAAAGCCUUAUCUUCAAGUGCUUCAGAACUCUCCAAUCUGUCCAGCUUGAAUGGGUACUUGGAAAGCAACUACAGCAUCAAAGAGGAGGAGUGUGACUCCAACACCCCCAGGAGCGACCACCCAAAACCCACCGAGGAAGCUGUGCAGGAAGUUGAGACCAAUGGUUCCCAGGGGAGCCUUCUGAAGGAUUUAGGCCUGAAGACAAGUUCUCUCGUUCUUGAGAAAUGUUCUGUCUGCCUUACUGAGACUGAGGGCAAAGGGAGACUUGAUAUGCCCCUAGAUGUCCCCCUCAAGUCAGAGGUGCUUGCCAAAGAUGGCCUGGUUCUCGACAUCGAGGACGAAGCAGACUCAGCCACCCAGCUCCAGGAGUUACCAGUGAAGACAUUGGGCUUCUUUAUAAUGUGUGUCUAUGUGUACCUCAUCCUCCCCCUCCCCUACUACAUGAGUGGACUCUUCCUGAGCAUUGGCCUUAGAUUCAUGACUGCUGAUUGCAUGAUCUGUGUUUUCACACCACCAAUUGCUCAUACAUUCCACGAAUCACAUAAAACUCUGCGACACUGGAACACAAGAUCCCUGGACAUCAAAGAGCCUGAAAUAUUAAAGGGAUGGAUGAAUGAGAUCUACAACUAUGAUCCAGAAACUUACGUGACUUUGAUGCAUGCAGUCUUUGUCCAGCUUGAGGGUGGAACCUUAAGACUUUCAAAACCAAAAAAAAAAAACAUAUCCAGAAGGGCAAGCUACAAUGAAACGAAGCCAGAGGUUACCUACAUCAGCCAGAAAAUCUACAACCUCUCAGACAACAAGAUUUAUCUUGUACCUUUUAGUCUGGCUAGCCAACGAAUCUGGAAUAAAAAGCACCCCAUUUGUAUCGAGCUUGGUCGGCAAGAUAACUUUAUGUCCAAGGCUCAGAAGGAUAGGGACACUUGUGAGGAGAAGCCCCCUGCUGAGAAAGAGCUGGGGAGUGAAGAUGUGAAGAAGCUGCCCCAGCCUCAAGAAGGGACGAAGUCUAGAGAAAAAGAAGAGUGGUUUAGGGGGUUCAUCCUGGUGCCUAAAUUGAAGUCAGACCUCAAGAAGCUGCCUGGUGUUGCUGGAAGUAAAUCAGGGCUUUUACCCACCCACAGCAGACACAGCAGUCCCUGGAGGCACCUGACCAAUAGCCAGAGAAGCAGCAAAGACAGCAUGGAGGAGAUGAUGUCCCAGCCCAAACAGAAGGAGCUGGUGGGCAGCUUUCUGCAGAAGGUACUGCUGGACUACAGUGUGUACAUGGGUAGGUGUGUGCCCCAGGAUGAGCGAAGCCCCUGCAGGAGCCCUGUGCAGAGUGAGGAGAGAAGCCCCACAGCUGGGGAGAAGUUGCCAGAGGCCCCACCCUCUGAGGAGGAAGAGCAAGAAGCCUGGGUGAAUGCCUUGCUUGGAAGAAUAUUUUGGGACUUCUUAGGUGAGAAAUACUGGUCUGAUCUGGUGUCAAAGAAAAUCCAGAUGGAACUCAGCAAAAUUAAGCUCCCCUACUUUAUGAAUGAGCUAACACUGACAGAACUUGACAUGGGUGUGGCUGUGCCAAAAAUCCUUCAGGCCUUCAAGCCUUAUGUUGAUCACCAAGGACUCUGGAUCGAUUUGGAAAUGUCUUACAACGGGUCCCUUCUGAUGACUCUCGAGACCAAAAUGAACUUGGCCAAACUAGGUAAAGAGCCUAUUGUUGAAGCCCUGAAGAUUGGAGAAAUUGGCAAAGAAGUUUGCAGGCCCAGGGUAUACUAUCUGGCCGACAGUGAUGAAGAAUACCAAGUGGUACAAGUAUACCUCAUCACAGACUACAUCUUCAGAGGGAACACAGACCCAGAAAUGGCCCUUGGCAGCAUCUCAGGCCCAAAUGUCAUCAUGGCCCCAGUAGCAGCACCAGUCACUCAGAGCAGUAUUAUGGCCCUGGUGGCAGCAUGGUCCUCAGAGAGCAACACAGUCUCAGACCCUGGCUAUGUUAAGGCCAUGGACCCAGACAUGGCCCUUUUGGGCAGCCUGGCUCAGAUAACACUGUGGCCCCAUGUGACAGUACCGGCCACUCAAAUCAACUCAGCCCUGGUUGCAGCACAGCCCUUGGACACCAUCAUGGUCUCAGGUUGCAACCUGGAUCCUGUAUAUCCAUGUGGCCUGUGGUGGCAACAUGGGCUACCAGACAACAGCACAGACCCUGGCUCUGGUGAGACCAUGAACCCAGACAUGGUUCAUGGUAGCAGCUCAAGUGCAGAUGUCACUAUGGCCCCAAGUGGUAGCACAGGCCACUCAUAUCAGCAUGGUCCCUGUGGUAGCAUAGCCCAUAGACACCAUCAUUGCCUCAGGUUAUGGACCAGACCAUAA